This is a messenger RNA of Acaulospora morrowiae, 2697 nucleotides long. NCBI's taxonomy places the organism in Eukaryota, Fungi, Glomeromycota, Glomeromycetes, Diversisporales, Acaulosporaceae. The record is from the annotation of a GenBank genome assembly.
CUAGAUCCUUUCCAAAAAGUUGCGAUCGCAUCGAUAGAACGAUCAGAGUCGAUUCUUGUCAGUGCCCAUACAUCUGCGGGUAAGACAGCCAUUGCAGAGUAUGCAAUCGCCAAGUCUCUAAGAGACAAACAGAAAGUUAUAUACACAAGCCCGAUAAAGGCAUUGAGUAACCAGAAAUACAGAGAGUUUGAGUCUGCUUUUGGAGAUGUAGGACUAAUGACAGGGGAUAUAACCAUUAAUCCUAGUGCUAGCUGCUUAGUCAUGACAACGGAGGUUUUGCUUACAAUGCUUUACCGCGGAAAUGAUAUUAUUUUUCGUGAAGUUCAAUGGGUUAUAUUUGACGAAAUUCAUUACAUGCGUGAUAAAGUACGAGGUGUCGUAUGGGAAGAAGCCAUUAUAUUAGUACCCUCUCAAAUUCGGUUUGUCUUUCUAUCCGCGACGGUUCCUAAUGCUAUGGAAUUUGCGGAAUGGAUUUGCAAAAUCCACGCUCAGCCUUGUCACGUCGUUUACACUGAUUUCCGUCCCACACCACUACAACACUAUAUCUAUCCUUGUGGGGGUGAUGGGAUUUUUAUGGUUGUCGACGAAAUGGGGGUAUUCAAAGAUGAAAAUUUUUUGUCAGCAGUCCAAUUAUUAAUUCCAGAGUCAAGUGUGGAAUACAGUAAAAAGUCAUUGGUGGUUGAUAAUAGACGUAGAUCUGGGCCGUCUGAUAUCGUCAAAAUGGUAUCUAUGAUAAUACAAAGCGAUCAUCAACCUGUGAUUAUAUUUUCUUUUGGGAAGAAAGAGUGUGAAAAUCUGGCUCGUCAAUUAAAAGACAUUGACUUGAAUAAUGAUGAUGAAAAAGAAUUAGUGCAAAGGGUUUUCAAUAAUGCGAUUGACGUGUUAGACGCUGAGGAUCGCCAAUUAUCACAGAUUAGAUUCUUGCUUCCUUUCUUGGUGCGUGGAAUAGCAAUCCAUCAUUCGGGGUUGUUGCCAAUAAUGAAAGAAACUGUUGAGUUGCUUUUCCAGGAGGGUUUGAUCAAAGUAUUGUUUGCCACAGAGACAUUUUCAAUGGGACUCAACAUGCCAGCUCGCACAGUUGUAUUCUCAGAUGUGAAGAAAUUUGAUGGCAGAAUUCUUAGAUAUAUCACUUCUGGCGAAUAUAUUCAAAUGUCUGGUCGCGCUGGUCGUAGGGGUGUUGAUACAUUGGGUCUUGUUAUUUUGAUGGCUAGGCAAAAGAUGGAAUCUUCUGAAAUAAAGAAGAUGAUAUUUGGUGAAUCGGACAAUUUGUAUUCAGCCUUUCACCUUAAAUAUAGCAUGAUAUUGAAUAUGAAUAGGAUUGAAGGUUUGAGCCCCGAGCUUCUAUUGAAAAAAAGCUUCUAUCAAUUUCAGAAUACCGCUCACUUACCAAGGCUUGAAGAAGAGUUACGUCGGCUAGAGAAAGUUCAUGAUUCAUUAAUUGUGUCUGAUGAAGAAAUUGUAGCAGAGUAUUUUGACAGUCGUCAAUUGUUAAAUGCGUAUUGUCGUGAGAUGCGGUCUGUGAUAAAUCAUCCGUCGCACGUUCUUCCGUUUCUCAAACCAGGAAGAUUGAUUCGGGUUAAACACGAUAAUAUGGACUUUGGAUGGGGUAUGGUUGUUGCAUUUGGAAAGAGGAAGAACCCGGAAGAAAGCGAUGGCUCUAACUCGGAGCAAUCAACAAUAGAACAAAAAGAAACCGACAAGAACAUUCGAGGCAGGCAAGAAUUGUCACCUGAGAAUUAUUUUGUUGAUGUAUUGUUAUAUUGUGAUCCCAGUUCUAUUGUGGCAAAGACUGCUGAUGGAAUAACCACUGGUGUUCGACCUUGCAAAGAAAAUGAACCCGGAGAAAUGAUGGUGGUUCCUGUCGAAUUGUCAACCAUCCGCAGUUUAAGUGCGAUUCGCAUAUUUCCACCAAAGACCUUGAAUAUUCUCCAAGUUAGGCAAAGUGUCUACGAAAGUAUCCAGAGCGUGAUCAAACGAUUUCCUGAUGGCUUAAUACCAUUGGAUCCUAUAGAAGACAUGGGGAUCAAUGACGAAAAUUUUCAAAAGCUAAUAAGAAAAAUUGAAAUUCUCGAAGAGAAGUUAUUAUAUAGUCCACUUCAUGGUACUCCGCAUCUUCCGGCAUUAUAUGAACGUUAUGCAAAGAAGGUUUCACUUCGUAAUAGAAUAAAGAAAUUGAAAAAAAAAAUCAGCGUCGCACAAUCUAUCUUACAUCUUGACGAUCUCAAAUAUCGAAAGAGAGUUCUACGCCGAAUUGGGUAUUUGACGGAUGAUGAUGUUGUUACCAUAAAGGGACAAGUUGCCUGUAGAAUAAGUACCGGCGACGAACUUGUUCUUACAGAAAUGCUCUUGAAUGGUGUCUUUAACGAUUUGUCGGUAGAAAAGACGACCGCUCUGCUGAGCUGUUUCGUGCGUGAACGUAGAGAAAAGGGAGGGGGACGUUUGAGAGAAGAGCUUUAUGUUGUAUAUAGGAGAUUACAAGAGAUUGCCCGGAACAUUGCGGCUAUAUCUAUUGAGUGCAAGCUUCCAAUCUCAGAGGAAGAGUAUCUCAAUAAUUUCUGUCCAGAUAUGAUGGAUACUGUAUAUGCUUGGUGUCAGGGAAAAUCAUUUGAAGAAGUUAUGAAAUUGACAGAAACAUUUUAUGAGGGUCAAGUGAUCCGAUCUCUGCGAUAUUUGGAAGAACUACUCAAAGAAAUGACU